Messenger RNA from Cavenderia fasciculata, 3261 nucleotides. It is a transcript of the gene gxcJJ, whose product is annotated as pleckstrin domain-containing protein. The transcript has 5 exons. The record is from RefSeq and is a predicted model, not a curated record. Gene Ontology annotation, molecular function: guanyl-nucleotide exchange factor activity. Lineage: Eukaryota; Evosea; Eumycetozoa; Acytosteliales; Cavenderiaceae. Bases 1 to 3261 code for a protein of 1086 amino acids.
AUGGAUCCAUAUUACUAUGCGUUGUACCAACAACAGCAACAACAAGCAGCAGCAGCAGCGGCGGCACAACAACAACAAAUGGGGGGAUAUGUCGACCCGCAACAAUCUACCUAUGACCCACACUACGGACCGUCCUACGUCGAUCCUACCUACUCGACGACCGGUCAGCAAGUUGCACAGCCAACACCAACCUCCAAUGUAGACCCAUACAACUAUUCCUAUGGUAAUACCAGUGCCACUACAAAUACAUCAUCAUACGACUCUUCUGCAGGAGUGUCCUCUCAAUCAACAUCAUAUUAUGAUCCAAAUGCUACUUCUUCAUAUAGUCAACACCAAGGAUAUGAUCAAAAUGCAAAUGCCAAUUAUUACCAACAACAGACAACACCAACCCAAACAUCACCAGGAUCAGAUCCAUAUGGGUAUAAUCAACAACAACAACAAGGAGGAUAUGGUAAUACAUCACCAAGUGGUAAUACUAGUCCAAAUUCAGUUGCACAUCAAGCUACUUCUUAUGAACAGUCAUUUGGAACUCAAUCAAGGGCAUCUGCAAAACGUAAUGCCAUGUUGAACAACAAUAAUGUCAAUAAUAUUAAUUAUUCUGCUUCCACUCCGGCAUUAUCUUAUGAUCAACAACAGAGUUAUGAUCAACAACAACAACAACAACAAACCUAUCAACAACCACAACAGCAACAAACUAAUAAUUAUUCAUCAACUCCAACAUUAUCUUAUGAUCAACAACAGAGUUAUGAUCAACAACAACAACAAACCACAAGACAACAAAAUAGAUUAUCACAACAAUAUCAAUAUCCACCUACUACUACUACUACCUCAACACCAACUAGUUUAACUACUUCUGCUACUAAUCAAUAUGAUAAUUACUAUCAACAACCAUUGGAUCAAUCUCAAACUCAAUCAAGUCAAUCAAAUUAUCUAAAUCCAUCACCAACAUUGACAAGAACCAAUUCAAAUAGAAUCUCGACAGAAUAUACUCAACAACAAUUGGAUCAAUACAAUGAAUACUGGAGACACUAUUAUGAACAACAAAGACAACAAGAAGUGGACCAAGAGAAACAACGUGACCAAGAGAGAGAGAGAAUCGAGCAACAACAACGAGACGAAUACAACCGUUUGCAAAGUGAACUGGCCAAACAACGUGACGAGGUGGAGCGAAUGAAGCAACAACUUCAACAACAACAACAAGCUCAAAUGGCCAAGGGAGAGGAAUCCAAGAAACAACUCGAAGCUGAACGUCAACGUAUUAUCGACUGGCAACAAGAGGAAAUGAAGAGACAAAUGUAUGAAGUACAAAAGGAACGAGAGUUGGCUAGAAAGCACGAGGAGGAAGUCCGUGCAUCACUGGCAGAGGAGCAAAGACAGUCGCAAGAAAAGUUGACCACCCAACGAUACCAAUUGCAACAACAACAAACUCAAAUCGAACAAAAGAUGAGAGACGACGAGUCGCGUAGACAAGACUAUGAAAAGAGACAGUAUGAAGAGACGAGAAAGCGUGAGCAAAUGAUCGACCAACACCAUCAAGAACUCGCGCAACAAAUCAAGCGAUCUGAAGAACUGUCAAAGAGCAAGCAACGUGAAGAGUACCAAAAACAACAAGAAGAGAUCAAGAAAAGACAAGAAGAGAUUGAAAAGGAGAAACAAUCACUCGAAGAUAAAAAGAAAAAAGAGGAACAAGAACGUGAAGAGAAACGUAAAGAAGCUGAAAAGGGUAGACUACUCGAACAAAAGAGAUUAAAGGAUCAAGAGGAAAUGCUUCGUCGUGAACAAGAACUAUUGGAUAUUCAAAAAAAGGAUUUAAAGAUUCAACAACAAGAAGCAAAAUCUCAAAUAGAUUCUUUACAACCAAUGAGAGAUAUGUUAAAUUCUUUACAAUUACAACAACAAACAGGACAAGGACAAGGAGUAGUGAAACCAGCUUUACCAUUAUCACCACCUCCAACAGUUCAACCAGUUGCGUCUACUCCAACACUCCCACCAAGACCAGCAAAUAAUUGGGAUAAACCUGUUGCUCCACUUAAUCGUCCACCUUCAAUGAUGGGAUUAAAGUCGCCACCUGCCAAAUCAGCACCAAAGCCACCUGCCAAAUCACCACCUCCCCCACCUAGAUUCCCAAACCUCGAUAUGAAUGCUAUUGUCGAUGGUUAUAGAAUCGGUGAUGUAGUAAGAGCUCAAAGAGCAUCUCGUAAAUGGUUAAGUAGAAGAAAGUUUAGACAAAUCGUCGAAUUAAAACUUAGAGCUACCGAUCCAGAAACUGAAACACUUAGAAAGAGAUACAAAGCAGUUAAUGAAGUUUAUUCAACUGAAGUAUCUUAUUUAAAUUCUUUAUUAGUUUUACAAAAUUUUUAUUUUAUUCCAAUGGAAGUAGAGGCAAAAGUUACAAAAGCAUUCAAAUCUGAAGAGAUUCAAAAGAUCUUUUCAAAUCUACGUAGUUUAAUUACUCUUAGUAAUAAUUUCCUUCAUGAAUUUGAAGCUAGACUUUCACAUUUUCCCAUUACCGUUGGUGAUGUUUUCGUUAAAUAUGCUCCACUCUUUAAGCUCUAUGUCGAAUAUGUCAACAACUUUGACACUGUCACUCCAAAAGUUAAACUCAUCCAGGAAACCCCUCAAGGCUCUAAAUUCUUUACCGAACAGAAAAAGAAAUCAAGAGCUACCGCUGACAUUAAUAGUUUAUUAAUUAUGCCAGUUCAAAGAAUUCCAAGAUAUGAAUUAUUAUUAAGAGAAAUUUUAAAAAAUACUCAUGAAGAUCAUGUUGAAUAUAAAAGUAUUGAUUCAGCUUAUCAAUCAAUGAAAAAUAUAACCAAAUAUAUUAAUGAUAGAAAGAAGAAUGUUGAUAAUAGAUCUAAAUUAUCUGAAAUUCAAAAGGAAAUGAAAAAUGCUCCUGAAUUGCUUGCAUCACAUAGAUAUUUUGUUAGAGAAGGUCAAUGUGUAGUUUCAUCAACUAAAAAACAUGAAUCUGGUAACUUUAGUCUUAUGUUUUUCAAUGAUAUGAUUAUUGCUACCAAAAAGACUAGUAUCUUUUCAUCUUACAAGUAUGAAUAUCUUUAUACUAUUAGUUUAAUGAACUCUGAAAUCAAAGAUAUUGAAUCAACUGAUGCAAUGAUCCGUAUUGUUAGAGGUAAAUUAGAUUCAAUUGAUGUAGUUAUGUAUACUCUUUGUUUCAAUAGUAAAAAGGAAAAGGAUCAAUGGUAUGAUGACCUCACCAAUGAAGUAUCAUUGAAACAGAAUAUGAUCAAAAUCCAAAAUUAA